Messenger RNA from Marasmius oreades (fairy-ring Marasmius), 2295 nucleotides. RefSeq lists its product as uncharacterized. The transcript is spliced from 14 exons. The record is from RefSeq and is a predicted model, not a curated record. NCBI's taxonomy places the organism in Eukaryota, Fungi, Basidiomycota, Agaricomycetes, Agaricales, Marasmiaceae. Gene Ontology annotation, molecular function: protein binding. The coding region runs from base 55 to 2106 and encodes 683 amino acids.
CAUACACAUCUCCUCCAACUCCCGACUAUUACUAUUAGUAUCAGAGACAGAGUAAUGUCCGACGAUGACAUACAGAUCAUUGGCACGUCAGCGGAAUCGUUUGACUUAACGCAGAAGGGUAUCAAGAAAACUACAACAAUCUGUAUUGACGACCCUCCAUCUAGUGCUGGGUAUCAUCACAACUGGGAUAUUGGAAAGAAGCGGAGUCCCCGAGCAGACCUCAAUAAACGAGAGCCUAAGCGAAGACGUACAGGUGUUAACGCACAUAAGGCCAGCUUGAGUACAAGUUCUCAUUCUAGGAAUGCCCAAGAUCCGAAAGCUCCUCAAGAAUACAUAACAAUAUCUUCAGAUGAAGACGAGGAUCUCAUACAACGUGUCCUUCUCAGAGCAGACUCAACGAAGUCACUUAAACGUUCGGUCUCGCCAGUAUUUGCCCCUCCUCACGGUUCACCAGUUUCAAGUUUCCAAAAACGGUGGAAAGCAGACGAUGGACUAGAAUUAAACUCUGAAGAGGAGGAAGAGGAGGCCUUUGAAAACAUGUUGGCGGACGCGAAGUAUCGUUCUGAUGAUGAAGUCCCACGAAUAGAGCUUCCCGAAGACAUGAGCAGCCUUCGCCUCGAAGAUUCUACCCCACCACCAAGGAAACAAACCAUUCGUAUGACGAGCAAGCAGAUUCGUUAUCAAGAAACGGAAGUUUCUGACUCGGAUGAACUGGAUAGUCCGCUGCUUACUUGGACGGGCCUUCACGCGAUGCAUCCGUUAAAGAAACCUCGACGUCGCAUACGCUUAAGCGGCAUUCACAAUAGGCUGUUUGUGAGCGAACACAACAUCAUGAAGACGAUUUUCAAACAGUCUUCUGGUCCCGUUGGGAGAAUCGCUCAAAGGAGAGGAAACGUGGCUAUUGCAAGUUGUGUUAUCGGCGGUUCGCCAGAUGGUCCAAAUGAGGCCCCAAAUCACUAUAACAAGAGUGGCUGUUUAGUCGUAUGGGAGGAAUCGUCAUCACUACCGUUAGUUCUACAUGGUCAUCAGAGCGUUCUCCGGAGGAAGGUCGGGGAACCCUGGACAAAGCAUUACAGCGUGAACGAUGUGCAAUUUGAACCACAUGGCACCGUCUUGGUCUCUGCUGGGAAUGACAAAAAAGUCCACAUUUGGAAAAACUGGGAUGUACGUCCCGAGCAGAGAAAUUACUCUGAAGAAGAACUUGAGACAUUGCAAGAGGACUUGGAGUCCGAUCGAGCCGACGACAUCCCAUUCGACAGCCCCCCAAGCCGCCUUUUGUUCAAACCCGACCCUCGAGAAACAAUACUUGCCAUUGCAGAAAAAAAUAUCACCCUAUGGCACGGUUUACCAGCAGAUACCAGUUUGACAUUCCGUAUCUCACGGGAAACAGGUGAAAAGGCUCUAAGCAUGCUAUGGGGCAUAGGACCCACCUCCGACUACCUUUUCGCAAGCUCGGAGUCCGAACAAUUUGAUGUAUGGAAGGGAACGCACAGUUGCUUUGACACUAACUCAACAAGGCCGUACUUCUUGGACGCCGACAAAGAGUCUGGAGAUGCGUUGGCGCUGCAAACAGAUGGCAAAACACUAGCUUUGUUUACAAGUACAAAGACUACAAACACACUGCGAUUAUAUGAUGUUUCAACCAAGCAGAAGAAAGCGUUUAAACAGGUCGCGCUUCCUGAAUUUCGAUUCUUGACGCCGCGUGGAGGUGAAGAUGAGCCUGAAGGAGCCGUGAACUCAGCCGUUUUCAGCUCUGAUGGGGUUUUUUUGGCGGUAGCGCGGAACGAUAAUCGGACUCAUGUUUAUGAUACUCGGAUGAUCGAAAGGGGCAUAGUUUACGACUUUGAACAUACGGGACCUAGUCGUGUACUUCCCGGCGAAAAAUCUUAUGGCUAUGGCGUGACCAGCAUGGGAUGGAUACAAUUGCCGUCUUCGCAACGACUGGGGCUAGUGACUGGUGGAAAUGAUGGUGUGGCCCCUACAAUUUCUCUAUGGGUUUACCAUUCAAUGAUUAUGUGCUUUUUUAGGAUGUGUACGAUUAUGGAGUCUGUCACCGACACGCGAAUAUCCGGAGAACGGGAGAAUCUUGCUGGAAGCCGAUGCUGAUAUUGGAUGUCUUUCUGUUGGAGAUCGAUCGCAGGACGAGCAUGAACUUGUUGUAGGUGACAGUACUGGGCAGGUGUAUAUCUAUAAUGGUUUGCAUAUGAAUCUUCACAUUUAACGAUAUCUCGCUGUUGUAUGUUGUAUGUUAAAUUAUCUGUUGUUCUGUCGUAACGCAAGGUCCAUCAUAGAAAG